Molecule: messenger RNA, 1857 nt
Organism: Orycteropus afer afer
Lineage: Eukaryota; Metazoa; Chordata; Mammalia; Tubulidentata; Orycteropodidae
Product: E-selectin-like
Exons: 12
Coding region: 1-1857 (618 amino acids)
Biological process (GO): response to cytokine; leukocyte tethering or rolling; heterophilic cell-cell adhesion
Cellular component (GO): external side of plasma membrane; membrane
Molecular function (GO): sialic acid binding; oligosaccharide binding; calcium ion binding
Source: RefSeq, a predicted model, not a curated record
AUGAUUGCUGUACAGUUUUUAUCCGUUCUCCCUUUUGUGUUCCUCCUGAUUAAAGGCAGUGAAGCCUGGACUUACAAUGUCUCCACAAAAGCUAUGAAUUAUGAUAAGGCAAGUCAGUAUUGUCAGCAAAGAUACACCCAUCUAGUAGCAAUUCAAAAUAAAGAUGAGAUUAACUACUUGAAUUCCAUAUUAAACUAUUCAUCAAGUUACUACUGGAUUGGAAUCAGAAAGGUCAAUGGUGUGUGGAUUUGGGAAGGGACCCAGAAGCCUCUGACCAAAGAAGCUGAGAACUGGGCUCCAGGAGAACCAAACAAUAUGCGAAAGAACGAGGACUGCGUGGAGAUCUACAUCAAGAGAGACAAGGAUGUGGGCAUGUGGAAUGAUGAGAGUUGCAACAAAAGGAAGCUUGCGUUGUGUUACACAGCUGCCUGUACUGAUACAUCCUGCAGUGGUCAUGGGGAAUGUGUGGAGACCAUCAAUAAUUAUACUUGCAAGUGUGACCCCGGCUUCAGUGGACUCAACUGUGAGCAAGUUGUGACCUGUGAAGCACAGAAAGCCCCUGAGCAUGGGAGCCUGGUUUGCACCCAUCCUUUGGGAAACUUCAGCUACAAUUCUUCCUGCUCCAUCUCCUGUGAAAAGGGUUACCUCCCCAGCAGCUCAGAGACCACACAGUGCACCUCCUCUGGAGAGUGGAGUGCUCCCACCCCGACCUGCAGUGUGGUUGAGUGUGAUGCUUUGACAAAUCCUGCCAAUGGAGCCAUGGAAUGUUCUCAAAGCCCCGGAAGCUUCUCAUGGAACACGACCUGUGCAUUUGACUGCAAAGAAGGAUUUGAACUGAUGGGAGCACAGAGCCUCCAGUGUACCUCAUCUGGGAACUGGGACAAUGAGAGACCAAUGUGUAAAGCUGUGACAUGUGGUGGCAUCAGCCAGCCUCAGAAUGGCUCUGUGAACUGUAGCCACUCCCCUGCUGGAGAGUUCACCUUCCAGUCAUCCUGCCACUUCACCUGUGAGCAAGGCUUCAAGUUGCAGGGACCAUCCCAAGUUGAAUGCACUGCACAAGGACAGUGGACGCAAAUCCCAACCUGUGAAGCUUUACAGUGCAAAGCUUUAUCUAGCCUGGAGAGAGGCUACAUGAAUUGUCUUCUUAGUGCUCCUGGAAAUUUCCAAAGUGGGUCCAGCUGUGAUUUCUCCUGUGAGCAGGGAUUUGUGUUGAAGGGAUCCAAAAGACUUCAGUGUGGCCUCACAGGGGAGUGGGACAGUGACAAGCCCAUUUGUGUAUAUACUGUGAAAUGUGAUGCUGUCAGCCAGCUCCAGAGUGGCUUGGUGAGGUGUACCCAUGCACCUACUGGAGAGUUCACCUACAAGUCCUCUUGUGCCUUCAGCUGUGAAGAAGGCUUUGAAUUACACGGAUCAGCUCAACUCGAGUGCACAUUUCAGGGACAGUGGAUGCAGGAAGUGCCCUCUUGCCAAGUAGUACAAUGUCCUAGCCUAGCAGUUGGUGGGAAGACCAACAUGAGCUGCAAUGGGGAGCCUGUGUUUGGUACCAUUUGUACAUUUGCAUGUCCUGAAGGGUGGUUGUUCAAUGGCUCUUCAGCUCUGAUGUGUGGUGCCACAGGAUCCCAGUCUGGGAUACUCCUCAGCUGUGAAGAUAAUACAUUGACUGAUGCUUCUGCUGAGUCCAGUGUUCCCUUGGCAGUUGGACUUUCUGCUGCUGGGACCUCCCUUCUGACAUUAGCAUCAUUUCUCCUCUGGCUUCUGAAACGCCUUCGGAGGAAAGCAAGAAAAUUUGUGCCUGCCAGCAGCUACCUAAGCCUGGAAUCAGAUGGAACCUACCAAACUCCUUCUGAGUUCAUUUAA